Scophthalmus maximus (turbot) is the source of this 3173-nucleotide messenger RNA. RefSeq names its product tripeptidyl peptidase I (gene tpp1). The record is from RefSeq and is a predicted model, not a curated record. Gene Ontology annotation, molecular function: serine-type endopeptidase activity; tripeptidyl-peptidase activity. The transcript has 13 exons. Gene Ontology annotation, biological process: proteolysis; central nervous system development. NCBI's taxonomy places the organism in Eukaryota, Metazoa, Chordata, Actinopteri, Pleuronectiformes, Scophthalmidae. Bases 105 to 1784 code for a protein of 559 amino acids.
CGCGGAUCACGUGACGACGCGUCACAUGACCGCUGCGUCACUACAAGCGCGUGUCCGCCCGGCAGAGACGAGCAGCUGGGUUCAGUGUGACAACAGAGGACACGAUGAACGCGCUACUGACCCUGUGCGCCCCCUUGUUGUUCAGCUCGUUGGUCUGGAGUGGAUUUCUCGAAUACGACCAAGAUGUCUUGAUACCAGAGGACUGGACUCAUGUUGGUCGGGUGCGUCCUACGGAGGAGCUGGAGCUGACCUUUGCCCUGAAGCAGCAAAAUGUUCAGCUGCUUGAGGAAAAACUCAGACUGGUGUCAGACCCCGACUUGCCUCAGUAUGGUAAACAUCUCACCCUGGAGGAAGUCUCCUCCCUCGUGCGUCCGUCUGAAGUGACCCACAAGGUGGUGCGUCACUGGCUGAAGAGUCAUGGGAUUACAAACUGCGUGACCGUUCGCACUCAGGACUUUUUGCAAUGCACAAUGACUGCAGAGGUUGCAGAGACGUUGCUUCCAGGAAGCAGGUUCCACCGUUACAUCAGAGAAGGACAAUCUCUCGUGAGGUCUUCAGCUCCCUACUCUGUUCACGACGAUAUUCUCCAGCACCUGGACUUUGUUGGAGGACUUCAUCGCCUUCCUCCCAAAGGGCAAGGCCUGAGUAAAAAGCCGAAGCAGUGGACAGAGGGGGUUCACCUGGGAGUGACCCCUGCCAUCUUGAGGGGCCGUUAUAACCUAACAGCAGCCGAUGUGGGAAAGGCUCAGAACAACAGCCAGGCUGUAGCUCAGUUCUUGGAGCAAUAUUAUCACCCUGCAGACCUGGCUGAGUUCAUGAGCAUGUUUGGUGGGAGCUUCCAGCAUCUGUCUCAGGUGGAUCGAGUGGUGGGCACCCAGGGGGGAGGAAAGGCUGGCAUUGAGGCCAGUCUUGAUGUAGAGUACAUCAUGAGCACAGGGGCAAACAUCUCCACUUGGGUCUUCACCAACCCAGGCCGUCAUGAGACUCAAGAGCCUUUUCUGCAGUGGCUGGUUCUGCUCAGCAACAUGUCUGACCUGCCCUGGGUUCACACAAUCAGCUACGGGGAUGAUGAAGACAGCCUGUCUACUGCCUACAUGAUGCGCAUCAACACAGAGUUCAUGAAGGCUGGCGUCAGGGGAAUCUCUUUGCUCUUUGCUUCUGGAGACAGUGGUGCUGGCUGUAGACAUUUGGGUAAAGAACAAAACUCCUUCAGGCCCAGUUUCCCAGCCUCAAGCCCAUAUGUGACUACAGUGGGAGGAACCUCAUUCAAGAACCCAUUUAAGGUCACAUAUGAAGUCACAGAUUACAUCAGCGGAGGAGGCUUCAGCAAUGUCUUCAAGAUGCCUGACUACCAGGUCAGUGCAGUGCAGGGGUAUCUGAAGACCGUCGCAGCAACCCUUCCUCCCCACUCAUACUUCAACACCAGCGGCAGGGCCUAUCCAGACAUGGCUGCCCUGUCUGAUAAUUACUGGGUGGUCAUCAACAGGGUGCCUGUCCCCUGGGUGUCUGGGACCUCGGCGUCGACCCCUGUGGUCGGAGGCAUGCUGUCUCUCAUCAACGAUCAGCGGCUGCUGAAGGGCCUGCCUGCCCUGGGCUUCCUCAACCCUCGCCUCUACAAGCUCAAGGGACAGGCCUUAUUUGAUGUGACUGAAGGGUGUCACCUGGGCUGCCUGGAUGAGCAGGUUCAGGGGAAAGGUUUCUGUGCUGCACCAUCGUGGGACCCUGUUACAGGCUGGGGGACUCCAAACUACCCUGCACUGCUGGCUGCCCUGCUAGUUAAGUGAAUGCCUGCAGGUACUAUACACACAUCCAGACUCUUGACCGGGUGCCUGAUGCCACAGAAUGCAGGGUGUAAUGGAGGGAAACGAUGCCUAUCACUCUGGAUUCAUUCCUCUUUUUUUUUCUUCAUUUUUCUAGAAUCAUCACCACUUCUUCUCCUGUAUCUGUAUAUUUGUUUUCUCAAACAGGCUUAAAAACUUUGUCUUGGACAUUUUUAGUUCAGGGAUGAUGGUAGCUUGGGAUUUUUAAUGGUUCACUGCAGUUUCCUAUUUCUGCUCUUGAGUGCAUUUCAACUGACCCAGAUUUCUCUGUGAAUCUCUGAAACAAACCUACAGGCAGGUGGUUGUUCACACGUAUGCUUUGAAUUCAUACUACUAGAUACACAGCAUAUGGGAAAUUUGGGUCUACUGCGUGCUAUGCAUAAAACCUAAAUAAAUAAACAGGAUAAUACUGAAAUACACAUCAGUCACAUUUUAGAUACUUUUAAGAUUUAGACAAUUUUGUAUGUUGGAUGUCAAUCAAAUCUACAUAACGGAUGCAAUGAUUUCUCCAGAUCAAGGACUUUUGCAUAUAAUUGGACACAGGUUUGGUUUUCAAUUAUUACUGAGACGGCCAUAAUAUGUAAUAAUUGUUUUGCCAUAUUACUCUGCAGGGAUAUGCUAGGUUCAAAUAGCAUUGAUUAAAUAGGUCUGUGGGGUUAUGCUAGGUUCAAAUGUCAUUUAUUAAAUGGAUCUGCAUGCAAUUCUAAACAUGUCACUUGUAUUUGCAACGUGACAGGGACAUAACAUUUAUAAGACAUUUUUCAAACUUGAUUUUACUUUGGGUUGUUGUGGUUUGCUACAAACUAACUCAACUGCACUGUAGUAUGUGGGUUAAAAUGACUCAGCAGUUCUACCCACCAUUAUUAUUGCACUGUUUUUUAAAAUCUUUAAGUCAUGUAAAUCCUCAAAUCAGAUUUUAAUCAGUAUUCGAUGUGCAAGACUACCUGUUCUGUUAUUUUUGAAUUAGUUGAAGAUGGAUUUUUAGUUAUAAAUGUCAGUUGAUGGCUCAGGAACAUCCCGAGUCAGGUGCGUGUGUCAGCUGCUCUGGAUGCUGCAGUUUUUCUACCAGAUGCAAGAAAAAAAAUCUCUGAACAGACAACAUUGAAAGGAAACCUUUUAAUUCAAAAUGCAAGUUUUAUGCACAUCUUAUGUUCCCUCCAGUUUCUAUGUUAUCUGGUGUGUCUAACGUCAGGCAGAAAGAAUGAUUUGGUGUUCAAAUUCAUUGAGGCGUUGUUCCAGCUGUGAUGUGUCACUUUGAAGCUGCUAAAUUCAUAUUGUAAAAUGUGAUAAACAUAAAAUCAACUGUGUAUUUGCAGUACACUGAAGAAAUAAAGAUUCCAGAACUUUGUUUCA